This is a messenger RNA of Piliocolobus tephrosceles (Ugandan red Colobus), 5334 nucleotides long. RefSeq names its product solute carrier family 16 member 5 (gene SLC16A5). Gene Ontology annotation, cellular component: basolateral plasma membrane. The transcript is spliced from 5 exons. Bases 1583 to 2965 code for a protein of 460 amino acids. NCBI's taxonomy places the organism in Eukaryota, Metazoa, Chordata, Mammalia, Primates, Cercopithecidae. The record is from RefSeq and is a predicted model, not a curated record. Gene Ontology annotation, molecular function: monocarboxylic acid transmembrane transporter activity. Gene Ontology annotation, biological process: transmembrane transport; monocarboxylic acid transport.
CCUGAGCGGGGAAAACCAGAAGCUAGAAAGAAGGCAUCCGGGUUGUGCAAAUUUCCGACACGUGAAUAUCCCGCGGCGCUUGCGUCCGGAGCCCGGCCCGGCUGCUGGACGGUCCCCGGCCACGCCCGCCGCCCUUCCCGAGGCCUGGCCCCUUCCCCACCCGACGGAAUCCAGGGGAGGCUGGAAGGUGGGUCCCCGCCCACGCCGCCCUGGGCCCGCCCUGCCUGGCCGCGGCGCUUGACCCCGUCCCGCAGUCCUCGUCGCGACCCGCCUGGGCCGCAGGACGCCGCGCUCGGGGGAGCUGAGCCACCUCUCUGCCAGGCCCGUGCGAGCGGGUGAGCGGGCUCCCCGAGCCCCACUGCCUCGGACGCGUCCCCUCCUCGCCCAGUCCCCGCUAGUGCUAUCGCAGACCUCCUGCCGGGACCCCGGUCCCUUCCCUCCUGGGCGGGCCCAGUAGCGGUGAGGAUCUAGAAAAGUUUUCCUGUCCUGGUCCUGGGCUGCCCCGGAGCCUGGGGUGAUGACCCCCAAACCCGAGGGCGCUCGGACUCCUGGCCCGAAAUUCCAAGGCGGACACAGCCCGGGAUCCCAGCAGCCCCACUCAGAGGAGCUCUGCCCCGGGGAGGGAGGGACAGCGGAAUGGAAACCAGCUUCCGGGGCAGGACUGCGGGGAUGGGCAGGGCGAGGGUACGGCCUGAGGUCCCAGUUGCCUGUCCCAAACCCGUGCUGGUCUGCAGGGAAUGUGGGGGAACAAGGGAAAGGGAGAGAGUGACUUGCCCCAGCCACCCUACCUCUGGGGCUGCCUCCCUCCUCCUUGGGCCAGCCACAGGGUUGAGAGUUCCUCAGCCCCAAGCUCAAGCCUGCCCUUGCUGCUCUGUGCUGGGCAGCAGCCCUUCUGCUGCUCGCCUGGGUCCUAAGGGAGGGGUCCCCAGGGCCUGCCUCAUUUCCAGCCCGGGACUCUCCCAGCGGGAAGAGGAAGAGGAAGCGCCCUGGACUCUGGACACCAGGCCCCUAACCCGAGACUCCCGGAUGAGAGCAUCCGCUCUCCCCUGGGACCAGGCCUUCGAGGUCCAGGGGCAGAGAAGGGAUUCCCAGGGCCUAGUGAGGCCCCUGUUAUCAGAUGAGGCACCCUGAAAACAUAGGCUGGUCUUGUGUGAGGUGGGAGAAAGACCAGAAAUAUCAUCUAAACUUCUCUCUGCCCACACAUCCAACUUCAUGGCACUGGGCUAUGAGGCUGGUCUCUUUGGGCCUAGGGGUCCUUGAGGCAGCCCCUGGGGCCCAACCUCACCCCUAGUCCCAGCAAGUGAGAGCGAAACAACUUGCCCUGUCUACCUCAUUGCGCAAAGCACACACCAGGCAGUGACCAUGACUCAUGGUUCCCAGUACAAAGAAAAGACCACUUCCCUGCUGGGGCAGAGGCCAAGCCAGAGCCCUCGCCCCAUCACCUCUCUGCCCUGCUUGAGUCUGGAAUGGACCUCCCUGCCUGGAAGCUGCAUUGCCCUUGGUCCUGGGCCUGCCUGCCCCCUGGGGAACACAGGCAGCAGCCACAGUGGCAGUGAGGCCGUGGCAGCGUCGGCAGCAGAGGAUGCCCCAGGCCCUGGAGCAUGCAGAUGGCAGCUGGGCCUGGGUGGUGCUGCUGGCCACUAUGGUGACCCAGGGCCUCACCCUGGGCUUCCCCACGUGUAUCGGCAUCUUCUUCACUGAACUGCAAUGGGAGUUCCAGGCCAGCAACAGCGAGACCUCUUGGAUCCCCUCCAUCCUUAUGGCUGUGCUCCACAUGGCAGGGCCCCUGUGCAGCAUCCUGGUGGGACGCUUUGGCUGCCGAGUGACCACGAUGCUGGGAGGUGUGUUGGCCAGCCUGGGCAUGGUGGCCAGCUCCUUCUCUCGCAACCUCAGCCAGCUCUACUUCACAGCAGGAUUCAUCACAGGCCUGGGCAUGUGCUUCAGCUUCCAGUCAAGUGUCACGGUGCUGGGCUUCUAUUUUGUCCGCCGGCGGGUGCUGGCCAACGCGCUGGCCUCCAUGGGCGUCUCCCUGGGCAUCACGCUCUGGCCACUGCUCUCCCGCUACCUCCUGGAGGACCUGGGCUGGAGGGGUACCUUCCUUGUCUUCGGCGGGGUCUUUCUCCACUGCUGCAUCUGCGGGGCCAUCAUGAGGCCUGUGGCCACCAGUGUGGCCCCUGAGACCAAAGAAUGUCCCCCACCACCUCCCGAGACACCUGCACUUGGCUGCGUGGCCGCAUGUGGCCGGACCAUCCAGCGCCACCUGGCCUUCGACAUCCUGCGGCACAACACAGGCUACUGCGUGUACGUACUGGGUGUGAUGUGGUCCCUCCUGGGCUUCCCACUGCCACAAGUCUUCCUGGUGCCAUACGCCAUGUGGCACAGGGUGGACGAGCAGCAGGCAGCCCUCCUCAUCUCCAUCAUUGGCUUCAGCAACAUCUUCCUGAGGCCCCUAGCCGGACUGAUGGCAGGACGGCCAGCUUUUGCUAGCCACCGCAAGUACCUGUUCAGCCUGGCAUUCCUGCUCAAUGGGCUCACUAACCUGGUGUGUGCGGCAUCAGGCGACUUCUGGGUGCUCGUGGGCUACUGCCUGGUGUACAGCGUGUCCAUGAGCGGCAUCGGCGCCCUCAUCUUCCAGGUUCUCAUGGACAUCGUCCCUAUGGAUCAGUUCCCCAGAGCCCUGGGACUCUUCACUGUCCUGGAUGGCUUUGCUUUCCUCAUCUCCCCACCACUGGCCGGGUUGCUCCUGGACGCCACCAACAACUUCAGCUAUGUUUUCUUCAUGUCCAGCUUCUUCCUUAUCUCAGCUGCCCUCUUCAUGGGUGGCAGCUUCUAUGCCCUGCAGAAGAAGGAGCAGGGCAAGCAGGCUGUCGUGGCAGAUGCCUUCGAGCAGGAUAUUUUCUUGGAAGCCAAAGACGGUCCUGGGAAGCAGCAGUCCCCUGUGAUCAUGUAUGUAACCAGCGUCUAAGACCCAGGGGUCACCUGUGUGACCAGUGUCUGAGUCCUGGGGUCACUGAGUGAACACCGUCUCAGCCCAACCCAGGAGGGGGACCUUCAGCUCCUUCACCAGGGGCUUGCGUGAAGAGCAGCCCAGGAAGCCCGGGCUGUCCAGGCUCUGCAAGCUGGGACUCUGCCAGGAACUGGGACCUUGGAGGAUGGCCUCUGAAGAUGCCCUGAAAAACUGUUUUUUUUUUUUUGAGGCGGAGUUUUGCUCUUGUUGCCCAGGCUGGAGUGCAGUGGCACCAUCUCGGCUUACCGCAACCUCUGCCUCCCAAGUUCAAGCGAUUCUCCUGCCUCAGCCCCCCAAGUAGCUGGGAUUACAGGCACCCACCACCACUCCCAACUAAUUUUGUCUUUUAGUAGAGACGGGAUUUCUUCAUGUUGGUCAGGCUGGUCUCGAACUCCCGACCUCAGGUGAUCUGCCCACCUUGGCCUCCCAAAGUGCUGGGAUUACAGGCGUUAGCCACUGCGCCUGGCCAGAGGAACCCUCUUCUAACAACUAGCAGAAUCCAGGAGCGGGCCCUCCCAACUUUUUUCCUUGGGCACCAGGGUACUCGGGGCUCAGGAAGCCAGGUCUGAACCCUGCUCAGGUUUGUCCCGGCCGGCUCAGCGCAGCUGGCUGUGUGUUGCUGCUCCUACAGCUGAACGCACUGGACCUUCUCAUACAGCCUGGAUACCUCCAUCAUUUCUUUAUCUUUUUCUGGCCUCCAGACAGUUCUGAAGAGCUCACCUUCCUCCAGGUUCCUCCUGCCCUGUUCUUCCCAAGUGACCCAGCCCUCACCUGUAGGGCAGCCAAGGCUGGUGGUGCAGCUGCCCCCACGAAGGUCACUGGACCUCACACCGAUGGUGAGAGGCAGUGCAGAGGUCCAGACUGAGGAGCUGGCUGGCUGGAUAGAGACAGAUUAAAGGUUGAGUGGCACGCCCAUCCUGGCGCCUGCGUGGAGAACAGGAGGGGGGCCCCUGGCUUGGAUCCUAAAGUCUGAGGGCCCCCUUGCAGUCUCAGCAGGACCCAUUCUAUCUAGGGGCUUCCUCCUUCCUUUCCCCACCCUGUCUCCUUGCAGGGAGGAUUAGUGCUGGCUGGGGGAAGCCAGACGUUUGACUGACUGACAGGAAGGCUUGCCAGGCAGCCCGAAGACUGCUAUGAAAAUGGGGCUGCUUUUGCAAGAGAAGUUCUUUUACUCCCCAUUCCUGUCCUCUGGAGGCCCCUUCUCCCUGCCGUGUUAGAGGUGUCAACCCUGGGGUAAGUGGCUGGCUGGACUCAGCCCUGCUGCCUGUACACCUAUGCCUGUGACCUGGAGGUCUGAGCUCCCCACACACACAUUUUACUGGUGCCUUUCACUGAAGUCACCACCCAGGGACUGGCUGUCAUCAGCCCGUUCUUGUCCCAGCAGGGUACCGAGGGAAUGAGAAAACAGAAUGUGUUUGAAUUAUACACAAAUAUGUUCCCUGCAGCAGGUCAUAAACUCUGUGAACUAAUGAAGCUGAAAAACAGGGCUGGAGUACGUUUGCCCUCACCCUUUCCUCCCAGCUCAGCAAGGGGUGCUCAGGUUCAGGAUGUUGUUUGUUGAUUCAGGCCCAACCAGGCUCUGGCAAGAAAACCUUAUCAGGAGAUUUUAUUUUCAUGAACGGGUGCCAGUCUUCCCGCCUGCCAUGUCCAGCUGGCGUCAAUAAGCAUUUUUGGGGAUGUCCUGCCUCCUCCAGGACCGGCCAUGAGUGCCUCUUAUGGCCAAAGGCAGUACUGCAGGCCAAGCAAAGGGCUCUGGGCUGGAAUAGCCCUACCGGAGUGCCUUGGACUCCGCCACUAUCAGCCAUGUGACUUUGGGCAAAUUGUUGACCACCUCUGAGCCUUGAAAAAGUAGCAGGUUACUUUGUUAGAGCGAAAUAAUAAAAUUUAAUUUUAAAAAAGAAGAUGUAGGAGGUUUGUCUGGAUGAGCUAGUCUCUUCCAGUUGAAAAGUCUGACUCGGUGAGCGUCCGGAAGACCCCACUGCCUUCUGGCUCCCCACCCAGUCUUACACUUGGCAGCCAUCAAUAGCACGUGCUCUGAAGGGAGAGUGCUUGCAUGGACUUUGCCAAAUCCUGUCUCCUCCAUCUCAGUUGAAUGGAAAAGGAGGGAGGUGGGGCUGGUAGAUAGGUGCUUUUGGUGCUAGUAUCCACCAGGUUUUGUGUGCAUCCCGUAAUGAGCCCACUUCCUGAAAACAUUUAAAGAAAACAGAUAUCAGCUGGAGAUGGUAGUGCGCACAUGUAAUCCCAGCUACUCGGGAGGUUGAGGUGGGAGGAUUACUUGAACCUGGGAGUUUGAGGCCAGCCUGGGCAACACAGCAAGACCCUGUCUCUUU